UAAAUAGAACUUCAUCCUACUAGCCAACACCUAGUGCAAGCGUGGCUGUGUAUUGAGCAACUACAGCUGUCUCGUUUACAGCAGAUUUAUACACACGGACACCUCCGUUAAGGAUAUCGUUUUUCAUAUAAAGUACAGUAAGCACAUACGCAAGAUGGCGCGUGUGUUGCCGCUUUUAAGUGUGUUUUUUAUUUGUUUAGCACUUGUCUCUGCUGAGCGAGUUAAACGUCAAGAUGACAACGAAAAACCCGAUGACAAUCAAAUCGAAGAACUUUGCCAGGACAGGCCUGGAGAUGAAUACUUCCGUUUGUCAACUGACGGUGAUUGUCGUGAUGUCGUAAGAUGCGACAAUGCCGGUGAAAAUGGCAUUACUCGACUUGCAACUGUAAAAUGCCCAGCAGGUUUAGGUUUUGACGUUAUUCGUCAGACAUGUGACUGGAAGACAAAUGUCAAAAACUGUGAUAAACUUGAAAAACCACGCAAAGCUCUGCCAAUCUUCAAGACUGACGAGCCCAUCUGUCCAGAUGGUAAAUUGUCUUGUGGAGAUGGUGAGUGUUUGUCAAAGGACUUGUUCUGUAACGGUAAACCCGACUGCAAAGAUGAAUCUGACGAAAACGCUUGCUCUGUUGAUGAUGAUCCAAACCGUGCUCCCGAAUGUGACACAACUCAGUGUGUUUUACCUGAAUGUUUCUGUUCUGCUGAUGGUACUCGCAUUCCCGGUGCCAUUGAACCCCAACAAGUUCCACAGAUGGUGACCAUCACCUUCAACGGUGCCGUCAAUGUUGACAACGUCGAUUUGUACGAAGAAAUCUUCAAUGGACAACGUCAAAACCCCAACGGUUGCUCGAUCAAGGGUACCUUCUUCGUCUCCCACAAAUACACCAACUACUCAGCUGUCCAAGACCUUCACCGUCGUGGUCAUGAAAUUUCAGUCUUCUCCCUUACCCACAAGGAUGACCCAAACUACUGGACCCACGGUACAUACGAUGAUUGGCUCGCUGAAAUGGCCGGUUCCCGUUUGAUCGCCGAACGUUUCGCUAACAUUACCGAUGGUUCAAUUAUUGGAGUUCGUGCCCCAUACCUCCGUGUCGGUGGCAACAAGCAAUUCGAGAUGAUGGCUGAUCAAUUCUUUGUCUAUGAUGCUUCAAUCACUGCUUCUUUGGGACGUGUCCCAAUCUGGCCAUACACUUUGUAUUACCGCAUGCCACAUAAGUGCAACGGUAACGCCCACAACUGCCCAUCCCGUAGCCAUGCUGUCUGGGAAAUGGUCAUGAACGAAUUGGAUCGUCGUGAUGAUCCCUCAUUUGAUGAAUCUCUUCCCGGUUGUCACAUGGUCGAUUCAUGCUCAAACAUCGCUUCCGGAGAUCAAUUCGGUCGUCUUCUGCGUCACAACUUCAACCGUCACUACAAUAGCAACCGUGCUCCAUUGGGUCUUCACUUCCACGCUUCAUGGUUGAAAUCUAAGAAGGAAUACAAGGAUGAGUUAAUCAAGUUCAUCGAAGAGAUGUUGGGACGCAACGAUGUGUUCUUUGUCACCAACAUGCAAGUCAUCCAAUGGAUGCAAAACCCAACUGAGCUCAACUCGCUAAGAGACUUCCAAGAAUGGAAGGAGAAGUGCGAUGUUAAGGGACAACCCUACUGUUCGCUGCCAAAUGCCUGCCCAUUAACCACCCGGGAGUUGCCAGGUGAAACUCUGCGUUUGUUCACUUGCAUGGAGUGCCCUAACAAUUAUCCAUGGAUUUUGGAUCCAACUGGUGAUGGCUUCUCAGUUUAAGGAAAAAAAAAAGAAGAGGAGUUAUAGCUUCUUUGUUUUUAUAAAUUAGCAGUUAUUCCACCAAGAGAGUCUGAUCUUUAUAUUUUUUUUUUUUUUUUAUUAUUUUUUAUUAUUUCUAAUAUUUUUUAUAUUUUUUAUUUUAAUUUCUGUUCUACGUGGUUAUAAGUGUACGAUUUUUAUAAAAUUCAACUACACGUCUAUGUUUAACUAUUUUUUCUUUUUUUUCUGACAUUCUAUAUUUCUUUUUCUCAUUUUCUGUUCGUCUUUUCUUUUCCUUUAUUUUCUUUUUUUUAUAAUUUCUGUUUUAUUUUACUUUCUCUUAUAAUUGACCUGAUGAAAACUCAAUUUUUUUGUUUAACUUUAAUAUACUUUGUUGUGUCUCUUUUUUUUUAAUGAUAAGUGAUAUUCUGUGUUUAAUAUUUUUUUGUGUUUUAUAAGAGAAUGAUUAAAAAAAAAGCAAGAAACCAAUUCGACGUAAAUUAGUUAUGUUAAUAAUUUUUGUAAUAGGAAAAGCAAACAACGCUACAAAUACUUUAAAAAAAAU
Molecule: messenger RNA, 2318 nt
Organism: Episyrphus balteatus (marmalade hoverfly)
Lineage: Eukaryota; Metazoa; Arthropoda; Insecta; Diptera; Syrphidae
Gene: verm
Product: chitin deacetylase 1
Exons: 6
Coding region: 155-1774 (539 amino acids)
Biological process (GO): carbohydrate metabolic process
Cellular component (GO): extracellular region
Molecular function (GO): chitin binding; protein binding
Source: RefSeq, a predicted model, not a curated record